Messenger RNA from Raphanus sativus (radish), 666 nucleotides. Its product is annotated as RING-box protein 1a. NCBI's taxonomy places the organism in Eukaryota, Viridiplantae, Streptophyta, Magnoliopsida, Brassicales, Brassicaceae. Gene Ontology annotation, molecular function: cullin family protein binding; zinc ion binding; ubiquitin protein ligase activity. The record is from RefSeq and is a predicted model, not a curated record. The transcript has 5 exons. Bases 110 to 466 code for a protein of 118 amino acids. Gene Ontology annotation, biological process: ubiquitin-dependent protein catabolic process; protein ubiquitination. Gene Ontology annotation, cellular component: nucleus; cullin-RING ubiquitin ligase complex.
CUUGUUCUUCCGUCAAAUCAGAUUUUCAUUAUAUUCAUCAGAAGACUCUUCUUCUUCCUCCGAUCUUCUCGCUUCGACUUUUCUUAGGGCUUUUCCGUGUUCCAAUCCGAUGGCUACACUCGAUUCCGACGUGAACAUGAUCCCUGCGGGGGAACCCUCGGGCAACGCCGUGGCUUCUUCGUCGAGCAAGAAGGCGAAGAGAUUCGAAGUGAAGAAGUGGAGCGCCGUCGCUCUUUGGGCUUGGGAUAUCGUCGUGGACAAUUGCGCUAUCUGCAGAAACCACAUCAUGGAUCUCUGCAUUGAAUGUCAGGCUAAUCAGGCCAGCGCUACGAGUGAGGAAUGCACUGUUGCUUGGGGGGUUUGCAAUCACGCUUUCCACUUUCACUGCAUCAGCAGAUGGUUAAAGACUCGUCAAGUUUGUCCAUUGGAUAACAGUGAGUGGGAGUUCCAGAAAUAUGGUCACUAAAUCAGCCAACCGCACCAGCAGAUUUGUGUAUCAUGUUCAUUUCGCCGCUGCUUAUGAGAUACUAAGAUUGCUCAGACUUCUGUUUUUCCUUUUUCGCCAGUUGUGAAAACAGUUUUUAUUGAUACCUUGUCGUUUUGCUUUGGAUGAUGUCUUUAGUUUUCAGAAAAUCUAUAUACAUGCAUGUUUUCUUUCUUCUUAAA